CCUGCUCCCACUACUCUCACCUCACUCGCACAGGCACACUCACGCCAUGGCCUCCCUCGACACGCUGGACAUCGUCGUCCUGGCCAUCCUCCUCCUCGGAACCAUCGCAUACUUCACCAAAGGCACAUACUGGGCAGUCCCACCGAAGGACCCGUACGCGUCUCUCACAAAUGGAUCCGCCAAGGCAGGCAAGAGCAGGGACAUUCUUGAAAAGCUGGAAGAGACGGGCAAGAACUGUGUCAUCUUCUACGGCUCUCAGACAGGAACGGCCGAAGAUUAUGCUUCUCGCCUCGCCAAGGAGGGUUCAUCGCGUUUUGGAUUGAAGACCAUGACCGCCGAUUUGGAAGAGUACGAUUACGAGAACUUGGACAAGUUUCCUGAUGACAAGGUUGCUUUUUUCGUGUUGGCCACCUAUGGCGAGGGCGAGCCUACCGACAAUGCUGUGGAGUUUUACGAAUUCAUCGGCGGGGAGGAUGUCUCAUUCAGCGAGAAGAGCGCCGAAGAGUCUCCUUUGGGCGGCAUGAAAUAUGUCACUUUCGGCCUUGGAAACAAUACUUACGAGCACUACAACUCCAUGGUUCGAAAUGUCGACAAGUACCUUACGCGACUCGGCGCUCAGCGUAUUGGAGAGGCUGGUGAGGGCGAUGAUGGUGCCGGCACUAUGGAGGAGGAUUUCCUGGCCUGGAAGGAGCCCAUGUGGAACGCACUUGCAGAGGCUAUGAACUUGGAAGAGCGCGAGGCCGUCUACGAGCCCGUUUUUGAGGUUACAGAGAAGGAGAAUAUGGACGCUUCCCACGAUACGGUCUACCUAGGCGAGCCCAACAAGAAUCAUCUUGAAGGCAAGUCAAAGGGUCCCUACAACGCACACAACCCGUACAUCGCACCCAUCGCCGAGUCAUACGAGCUCUUCCACGAUAAAUCACGAAACUGCCUGCACAUGGAGAUUGACAUUUCCGGAUCGAACCUGUCCUACACUACUGGUGAUCAUAUUGCUGUUUGGCCCAAUAACCCCGGCCGCGAGGUGGAACGGUUGCUGAAGGUUACUGGAUUGAAGAAGAAGGCAGACACUGUGAUCACCGUCAAGGGUAUGGAUGCCACCGCCAAAGUUCCUUUCCCUACGCCGACUACCUACGACACUGUCUUCCGCUACCAGCUGGAAAUUUGCGCCCCAGUCUCUCGACAGUUCGUCGCUACUCUUGCCCAGUUCUCUCCCAACGAUGAAAUCAAGGAGAAAAUGACAAAGAUUGGCGGUGACAAGGAGACCUUUUCCGCCGAAGUCGCCAAGAAGAAUUUCAACAUUGCGCAAUUCCUUGAGCACAUCGGCAAUGGUCAAACGUGGGAUAAGAUUCCAUUUGCUCUUUUUGUCGAGUCUUUGAACAAAAUCCAACCCCGAUACUACUCCAUCUCGUCCUCAUCUCUUGUUCAGAAGAACAAGGUCUCCAUCACUGCCGUGGUCGACUCGGUUGCGGUUCCUGGUGCGCCUCACAUCGUCAAGGGUGUUACAACAAAUUACCUACUCUCUCUCAAGCUCAAGCAGGAAGGCCAGUCCAACCCCGAUCCACAUGGUCUUAACUACGCCAUCACCGGUCCUCGAAACAAGUACGAUGGCGUCCACGUUCCUGUUCACAUUCGUCAUUCCAACUUCAAACUUCCGUCAGACCCUAGCAAGCCGAUCAUCAUGGUCGGACCGGGAACUGGUGUUGCACCAUUCCGAGGAUUCGUCCAGGAGCGUGCUCAGCAAGCGAAGAACGGCGAGAAGGUUGGCAAGACACUACUGUUCACCGGCAGCAGAAGUCGCAAGGAGGACUUCAUGUAUGAAAAGGAGUGGGAGCAAUAUACUAAAGACCUCGACGGUCAAUUCGAGCUCAUCACCGCCUUUUCCCGCGAAAGCGACAAGAAGGUGUACGUCCAACACCGCCUGAAGGAGCGUGCCGAGGAAGUCAACAAGCUGUUGGAGCAGAAGGCGUACUUUUAUGUGUGCGGUGACGCGGCGAACAUGGCACGAGAGGUCAAUGAGACUCUGUCGACAAUCAUCAGUGAGCAACGGGGUGUUGAGAAGAAGAAGGCCGAGGAUGUGGUCAAGGGCAUGAGGAGUGGGAAUUUGUACCAGGAGGAUGUCUGGUCGUAG
This is a messenger RNA of Zymoseptoria tritici IPO323, 2128 nucleotides long. RefSeq lists its product as uncharacterized. Bases 47 to 2128 code for a protein of 693 amino acids. Gene Ontology annotation, molecular function: flavin adenine dinucleotide binding; NADPH-hemoprotein reductase activity; FMN binding. Gene Ontology annotation, cellular component: cytosol. The transcript is spliced from 2 exons. The record is from RefSeq and is a predicted model, not a curated record. NCBI's taxonomy places the organism in Eukaryota, Fungi, Ascomycota, Dothideomycetes, Mycosphaerellales, Mycosphaerellaceae.